AAGGACUGACCACCCUUCUAAAAUUUUUAUUUUUCAACCGAUUCAAUUCAAUAUUUUUUUGUCUUGUAGUUACUCGAAUAUGGCACUUAUUAGGCUCAUAAUUUUAUUUCUACGGCUGCACUGGUUUACAGGGUGUCCACAUUUAUAGGUUCAAAUUUCAAUAAGUACUAUUAGGGAUUUUUUUAGAAAAAAAUCUGAUAGCAGAUUCUUGUUUAGAAUGGUCUAAAACCGUAAUGUACGAAUUUUUGUUCCAAUAGGAUACAGGGUGAUCACAAAAAAUUUUUCAAAUUUAAUGGAUCAAACCGUAAAAAUUUUAUAUUGUGAAUUUGGCACAAAAAAAAAAAGUUCCAAGUACAUACGUGUGACUGUGUUGUCUGAACUUCACAGGAGGAUGAUCCGCAGGAUUAUAAUUCUCGGGCAAUCCAUAAUUAUUUUGAGUUUUGUCGUUGGACAUCGAAAUGUCAGCUGCUGGUAAUCUAAAAAAAAAAAAACGAAAAAUAAGUACCAGUUCCCUGUCAUUUUAAAUGUUGUUUGUCACAAAUUCUUUUACACACAAUGUUAUUUCUCCUUUUCUGUUGUUUGUUUCUACCGGCGAAAUGCUGCAACGUGUAUCCGAUAUUUUUCAAAGAAACAGAACCGCCAUUGGAAAUGAUCAAUUGCGAUCAAAGUCAUUUCAGUUUAAAGAUGAUUUCGAUAAAUUUUUUGGUUUUGAUGGAGUAUGCUUUUUGUGAUGUUUACAGGAGUUUUUUGGAGGUAUAUGACUUCAUUGUGGAUUAUUUCAAUGAACGCAAAGAUGAUCAAGAAAUAGAGGCAAAAACUUAUUUUGAUUAUAUGAGGAAUUUGCUUGAUUUUGAACAAAAUCGUCAAGAAGUUGUAAAGAGUUGCUCGUAUCAUUCAAUGGUUGUGGUUGCAGCUUUUCUACUACUCUUAUUGAUUUUUGGAUUCAUGAUUUUACGAAUUGUCGAAAAUUUGAGAAGGAAACAAGAAGUCCUAAAUAAACCAGAACGAAGAGGAAGUCGUUGUUCAUCGUGUCGUUUUUGUAAUGGAGAUGAAUAAAGUAAAUUAUUGUCUGAUGUUUAUGUUCUAAUUUUCUAAACCUUGCAAAAUAAUAUCUAAAACAACUACCUUGACAUAUAGGAAUCCCUAAUCUGAACAAACGUUCCACUCAUAAUUAUUUUUUUCAAAAAUAAAUCGCACUUAAUGCUUUCUGAA
Ceutorhynchus assimilis (cabbage seed weevil) is the source of this 1212-nucleotide messenger RNA. NCBI's taxonomy places the organism in Eukaryota, Metazoa, Arthropoda, Insecta, Coleoptera, Curculionidae. The record is from the annotation of a GenBank genome assembly.